This is a messenger RNA of Phytophthora nicotianae INRA-310, 612 nucleotides long. RefSeq lists its product as hypothetical. The transcript has 2 exons. The record is from RefSeq and is a predicted model, not a curated record. Lineage: Eukaryota; Oomycota; Peronosporomycetes; Peronosporales; Peronosporaceae. The coding region runs from base 1 to 612 and encodes 203 amino acids.
AUGAGCGCUGCGCACAACCGCAACCUCUGUCGCUUUUUCUUUGUCGCCGUUGUGGAUCGCUACUACACAUGCAACUACUCUGUGACACAGCGCAACAGCUCCCAUCAAGAGGCUACACCAAUCUGGCGAGCCAUCUCAAGGUCAAGUAACCUGGCUACGUUGCCGACAACGAAUCCCACCAGAAGACGGGCGGGGUCGCUCACAACUUUGGGGUUUAUCAACCAAACUGCGUCUAACAUGUACCAGUGGAUUGAGUGGAUCGUCUUCCGCAGCAUGCCUUUGAGCGAGAUUGACGAUCCACUCACGAGAAGCAUGUCCAAGCAAAAACUCGUCUGUCAAAGACUUAAGCGCUACAUGUCUUUGCUAGUGACAGCUGUCGAGGCCGAGAUUAGUGCAGAUAUGUCUGGCUUAAAUGAUUUCAUGGGACAGCUCAAGCAAGUGCUGCUCGCCAUUUCACCAAUGGAGGAAGGUGAACUAACGGCCCAAUCACAUUACGACUUUAUCAAGAAAACCAGCUAUAUUUUCCACCUAUCAGAAUCAAGCCUUGCGAUUUUGAUUGGUGAUAGUUGCGUUACCAACCAAGCUACUGAGACAAUCCUCAACGUCCCCUGA